AUGAAGACCUCCUUCCUCGCCCUCCUCACCUUCGCGGCCUCGGUCCUCGCCACCCCCCUCCUCGCCUCACGCCAGCUCGAAUCCCAAGCCGACGCGCUCGACCAGCUCACCGAGCUCGUCAAGGUCCACACAGCCAACAUCAACACAACCACCGCCGCCGUGCAAGACAACCCCACCCUCGCCCAACAAAACGAGGCCUGCCGCCGCCCUUCGCCCCCGGACUUUGACGCCAUCAACGGCCGCCCUGACCUCGGCCACCGGCCACUCUGGCCAAGAGUGUCUGGGACAACAACAACCACUGGGGGGGGGGACGAUGCUUGUGGACAGGACAGUCUGAUUGCCAAGGUUCAGACAUUGGUGUGGGAGGUGGCGGGUACGCUGAAGUUUGUGAUUGUGAAGUUGGGGCUUGGUGAGUAG
Messenger RNA from Chaetomium globosum CBS 148.51, 417 nucleotides. RefSeq lists its product as uncharacterized. The transcript is spliced from 2 exons. Lineage: Eukaryota; Fungi; Ascomycota; Sordariomycetes; Sordariales; Chaetomiaceae. Bases 1 to 417 code for a protein of 138 amino acids. The record is from RefSeq and is a predicted model, not a curated record.